Paraglomus occultum is the source of this 366-nucleotide messenger RNA. Lineage: Eukaryota; Fungi; Glomeromycota; Glomeromycetes; Paraglomerales; Paraglomeraceae. The record is from the annotation of a GenBank genome assembly.
AUGCAACUGGAUACUCUGAUGCCCUCAUUACAAUUAUCGCAAUCAAUUGAACAGUCUCAGGUUAUCCUCCCGCCAUCAUACUCCCCCUACUACUACUACAUUGUCCCUUACGAGCAAGCAUACAUCAGUGAUCCCUCAACACAGAUUCAAUAUACAUAUAAUGAACACAACAUACAACAAUCAGUAUAUCAGCCACAGAACCAGCAUUUCUUAGAAAAAGAGCAACAAAUUGAACAACAGUCACAACUAAUGCAUAUGUCUGCUCAUCAUUUCAGACAGCAAAACUCUAAUCAGAUUGGACAACCUGAAUAUAAGCAGCCACAAGCUAAUUUUGCAGAAAUUCAAGAUUUGCAUACACAUCUACCU